Molecule: messenger RNA, 1379 nt
Organism: Camponotus floridanus (Florida carpenter ant)
Lineage: Eukaryota; Metazoa; Arthropoda; Insecta; Hymenoptera; Formicidae
Product: upstream stimulatory factor 1
Exons: 4
Coding region: 460-1227 (255 amino acids)
Biological process (GO): regulation of transcription by RNA polymerase II
Molecular function (GO): RNA polymerase II cis-regulatory region sequence-specific DNA binding; protein dimerization activity; DNA-binding transcription factor activity, RNA polymerase II-specific
Source: RefSeq, a predicted model, not a curated record
GAGCAACAUAGUACGGAACAGAACCAGAAAUUGUGCACAUCAUAUGUUACCCUCCGAAAACACGUCACACUUCGUGGACACUGGCUUUAUAGUUCAUGUCCAUAGUUGUUAACGUCUACAGAAGGCGUAUCGCUUUGAAAGAUUCAUCAUCUAAAAGCGGGCCAUGAAUCUUUCAUUCUUCUCUGUGUUGUAAAUAGAUAUGUCAUUCCUAAUCUAAUCGUUAUUCGCGAAAAAACACAUUAACUCCAGACUUCAGUCGCAAUAUUUCUUGUGAGAACACUAGUGUAAUUUUUCACAUUGUGUCGACCAGUGCAAGUGUUCCCAGGGAAUUAUUGGUCUCAUAAAAUUUCAUCCAUAAAAUCGUCUAUAAUCGUUUAUAUACACCUUUUAAUAUAUCAAAGGUGUGUCGUUUAUAUAUAAAGUUAAUGAUCAUAAAAAUGUUUAUUGCUUUUUAUUGAGAUGGAAGUUGUUAAUCACAUCGAUACCAUCGAUGGGAGUGCAGAUGAAAAUACAAUGAACGACGAAACUAUUGGUGUAGUUUUGGAAGAAGCAGAAAUAGUGGAUUGUGAUGCUGAGGUAGAGGCUGAUGAUGAUAAUGUACAGUAUCAUUUAUAUGCAAUAAACAGAGGUGACAAUACAGUAGCUUAUAAAGUUAUGCAAGUCAGCAAUAAUCACAGAGAAAACAAUGAGGUUUCUAUAGCCACUCCUGUAAACAAUACAGUACAGGUUUUAGCAUCGUCGUUAAAUGGACAAUUCUAUGUACUCAGUAAUGGCAAUGAUGUUGCGACAUCAGAGUCUGCAAGAACAGUUGCACCACGUGUAACCAAAUUACAGUUAGAAGGGUCACAGAAUAUUAUUACAAAUAGAGAUGAAAGGCGAAGAGCAACACACAAUGAAGUUGAGAGACGUAGAAGAGAUAAAAUUAACAAUUGGAUUACUAAGUUAGGGAAACUCUUGGCAGAAUGCGAUCAAAAUGUGAAUAAAGAGGGAGAUGCAAAAGGGAAUUUUGAACCACAAAGCAAAGGAGGUAUACUAGCACGAGCUUGUGAAUACAUUACAGAAUUAAGGGAAGCUCAGGAAAAACUUUCCCAGAGUAUGGAUGAAAACGCACAGUUGAUAGAAGAAGCUAAGACUCUUCGACAAGUCGUAAGUCAAUUGAGAGAUGAAAAUUCAAAAUUAAAAGUGCAAAUUUCAAAGCAGGGUAAUACAUUUGUCCUGGGUACUUAGAUUAGGAUUAGCAUUGGACAAAGCAAAAUCCUUUUAUUGCAUUAUCUUAUGUCAGUAUAAAUAUAUCUUUUUUUAUCACAUUAUAUAAACAAAUAAAAAGAAAGAAAUCAUGAAUAAAGUAUGAUAGUUACAAAAUGUUUAUUUACAUAUAU